Molecule: messenger RNA, 3837 nt
Organism: Cyclospora cayetanensis
Lineage: Eukaryota; Apicomplexa; Conoidasida; Eucoccidiorida; Eimeriidae
Product: DNA repair and recombination protein RAD26
Exons: 17
Coding region: 1-3837 (1278 amino acids)
Biological process (GO): transcription-coupled nucleotide-excision repair
Cellular component (GO): nucleus
Molecular function (GO): ATP-dependent chromatin remodeler activity; ATP binding
Source: RefSeq, a predicted model, not a curated record
AUGUCACUGGAGGCGACAGAAGGGCGGGGAGGCUUGCAGCACCAGCACCAGCAGGGAGGGACUGGUUCUUCGGCCGAGGCUGCAUCUGCAGAAGCGACUGACCUUCUCGAGAAGUCUGAGGGGAAGUUUCACGGAGGGGCCCUCGCUGGGCUGAACGGCCUGAGUUUCAUAGGGGCCUCUCCAGGGGAGAGACUCUCAGAGUGCCCCCCGCUUGAGGAAGGGGGGCCCCCCCUGAACCCCUUAGACUUUGGAGCUUGCUCCUUUCCUGACGAGCCUCGCGACGAAGACGCAGCAGACUCAGCGGCUGCUGCCUGGGAGGCCCUCGGCGCGACAGCCGUCUCGGCGUCCGCUUUUGAAAAGCGAUAUCACUGCUCUACGACUGCCGUGGCGCGCGUCUGCCCUUUCGUGUGCAUGCUGUUGCUGCAGAGUGUUCUCGAGGCCGUCGAGAAGUGCCUUCGGACGAAAGCGGCAGCAGGGAGUGCAGGAGAGCAGCUAGUGCCACGUGGCGAGGGGGGAUCAGCAGCGAAACGGCAGCCAGAAGAUUCAGACGGGCUGUCGAACGCGACUCUUGGACGAGACAAGGGUGCAGAUGGAGGAGCAGCGGAAGACGCUUCUUACCCGGUUGCUUCUGCGGAAGAAGAAUGCCUCAGCUGUAGCGACAGCUCUUGGGGGACUGUGGCGAGAAGCAGGCGGCCAAGAGGCACUGCUUCGAGAGAGCACUCAGAAUUAGCAGCGACGUCAGAGAGGAGGGAUCACGUUGAAGGCAGCAGCGAGAAAGACAGCGAGAAAGACAGCGAGGAAGAUUGCGAGGGAGAUAGCGAAACAGAUAGCGAGAAAUGGAGCGAGGGAGAUGGCGUUGCCUCGGAGCAGCAGCGGAAAGGGCAGCACUUAGCGGACUGUGGCGAAUCGGACGACACAGACACCCAGCAGUUUGCUCGCCGCUUGCGGGAGCAAGCACAGGAAACGACGAUGCAGCAAACGCAGGAAGGGGGAGCUUGCGUUUCUCUUCCUGGAGGCUUCAGAGUGCCGAAGGCUGUUCACGAGAAUCUGUUAGCGCACCAACAGGAAGGUCUCUUGUGGCUGUUGCAGCUUUUUGAAAAGCAACGUGGAGGUCUACUUGGGGAUGAUAUGGGUUUGGGCAAGACAGUGCAAAUGGCGGCAUUUAUUGCCACACUGCAUUGUUCUGGCAUUCUGCAGUCCGUCUGGCCCUUCCAAGAGCGACGUCAACAGCUCCUCAACAGCGACAGCAGCCGUGCUAGCAGCGGCAACACCCCUCCUUCCACCGAUCCCAGCUGCACGGAUGCUGCGGGGGAAGGAGGAGUUCUCUUGGUUAGCCCUGCAACUGUGUUGCGGCAGUGGCUUCGAGAGCUUCAUGUCUGGUGCCCCCCUGUAAGGGUCUGUGUUUUCCACGAUAAGGAACUAAAAAGCCUUAAGGCUGCAGCAACUGCAGCCAGCCACUCCAACGGCGUUUUGCUGACAACUUACGAAACCCUCCGACGUCACCAUAGCUUGUUGCAGAGCUUCACGUGGAAGAUGCUGGUUCUAGACGAAGGCCAAAAAAUCAAAAAUCCGCAUGCCGAAAUCACCCUUGCAGUUAAAAGGUUCCAGACACCACACCGCUACUUGCUCUCCGCAACUCCCGUUCAAAACAAUUUGGACGAAUUUUGGUCCCUUGUAGAUUUCAUAGCUCCAGGCAGGCUCGCCACUCUCCCCGUCUUUCAGAAGGAGCUGGCAGAUCCUAUUCGAGCGGGAUCUCUUUACGGUGUCGAGACUGCAGCUUCUACACGCGCAGCUCAGUGCUCACGGCUGCUGCAGCAUCUCGUCGCGUCUCUCCUUCUUCGCAGGAAAAAAGCGGACUGCCUCCACACCCUCAACCUCCCGGCUAAACGCGAAGAGGUUCUCUUUUGCGCGCUGACUCCCGUGCAAUAUCGGAUCUACAAAGAUAUUUUGGAUUCGUUGGGGGGUUUUUCACAGCAGCAGCAUCAUCAUUCUCAUGAGGGGCGUCAUUCGCGACGCAUGCAGAGGCGGCACAAGGCGUUUGCUGCCCUUGCGGUGUUGCGGAAGGUGUGCAAUCACCCCGACUUGGUGCUGCUACAGGAGAAGCAGCAGCAUCGAGAGCAGCAGCAGCUGCUACGUCCUACUGGCCUGCCGCGAAAGCGGAAACGCAUGCAAGAGCUGCUGCAGCAGCAGCAAGAAAAGCAGCACGAGCAGCAGGAAGAAGGCACAGUGCCCCCCUUGUGGGCACCGAAUGCGUUACCCAGUGAUCUAGGCUCCCCAAGCAGAUCGGGGAAGCUGCGAGUACUGCUGGCAAUGGUGAAGACAUGGGCAGUGGAAGGCCAUAAGGCUCUUGUUUUCGCACAGACGCUGCAGACGCUUGAUUUAAUUGCUGCUGCUCUCUCACGCAUCGCCCUAGACCGUGCAGACAGCGCAGCAGCUUCUAGCGAAGGAGGAAACGUCUCCUCUUCUGCUCCGGCUUCAACCGACACAAGCAACGUAGGGAAAGGGGGUGGGGGCAAGUUUGCAGAAGGAUCAAAGAGGCCUCUUGAGAAGCAACGCAAAGAACGCCUACAGUUCCUAAGACUUGAUGGCAGCACUCCCAUUGCGAAGCGCCAUCGAAUCAUUAAUCUUUUCCAAACAAACCCGAGAAUAUCUGUUUUGCUUGCGACAACACGCGUCGGGGGUGUUGGUCUGAAUUUGACUUCUGCCGAUCGUGUAGUUCUCUUUGAACCGGAUUGGAAUCCAAUGACUGAUGCCCAGGCUCGUGAGCGAUCGUGGCGCUGGGGGCAGUCGCGGCCAGUGUUUGUGUAUCGCUUGCUCACUGCGGGCACUCUAGAGGCGAAGAUAUACCAGCGUCAGCUCUUCAAGAUGUUUCUUUCCUCGAGAGUUCUCGACAGCAACAAGCGCAGAAGCACCUUCAAGUACAGCCAUAGGAUUCGAAGUAGCUACAUGCAUGCUGUUGCUGCCGCUGAGGUUGAGGAGCUGAAAGAGCUGGCUGGAAACAGCAACAGGAGCAGCGGUAGCAGCCAGAAGGGAGAGGCGUCAACAAAGGGAGCAGAGCUGGGGGAAACCAUACUGCUGCAGUCGCUUUUUGAUCAGCAAGGUGUACAGCAUGCACUGAAUCACGAUGCGCUGGAGCAGCCACUGGAAGGUCGUGGCGAAAAAGAAUCCAGAGCUGUUGGUUCCAACGUGGACAGGCAAGAAGGGCACGGCGGGGCGACCUCGCUCGGGUGUCUGUUGGAGAUUGUCUGCAAGGCUUCAACUGUCGAAUCGUCUUUCCGAGAGUCAGAUGCCUCCCAACAGCAGCUCGGCAAUCCUUGCAGGCCUCAGACGGCUACACGGAAGCGAGGUAAGAAGAGCCACGUCAAGAGGCCUUCCAACGCCGUCCUUUUUAUCGGAGUCAGGGGGUAUACAUAUACACAUAUAUGCUGGAUGUACAGACGACGGGAGUGUCGGAUGUGGGGAGACUCGCUUUCCCCUGGAGGCCAGGCUUCCUGCCGAAACGCAGGAGUGCAACUUCUCCUGGCUGCUCUGCUCUGCUUCUUGCCUGGGAUGCUCCCUCGCUGUGUGCCGCUGCAGGCAAGCGACACCGUGCCCGUGCCGAUCAAGCGAGAAGAGAUGGAUCUAGCCGAGAGUUUGCUGGCCUUCCUGCAGAGCAAGCGGGCAGAGGCCUUCGUGGCGACAACUGGGGAGAUCCUUGAAUCGUUUGCUGACAAAGUGCCAGAUCACUGCAAAACGCUGUUCAAGGCCAUCUUAAAACAGCUCUGCGUACUGCGGCGCAGUGAAGACCCUGAGCGAGAGCCUAGCUUUUGGCAACUGCGCGAAGAAUUUAGGGUGUAG